Molecule: messenger RNA, 1836 nt
Organism: Carlito syrichta (Philippine tarsier)
Lineage: Eukaryota; Metazoa; Chordata; Mammalia; Primates; Tarsiidae
Gene: SYTL3
Product: synaptotagmin like 3
Exons: 15
Coding region: 1-1836 (611 amino acids)
Biological process (GO): intracellular protein transport; exocytosis
Cellular component (GO): exocytic vesicle; plasma membrane
Molecular function (GO): neurexin family protein binding; small GTPase binding
Source: RefSeq, a predicted model, not a curated record
AUGGCCCAAGAAGUAAACCUGAACUCCCUCAAGGAGUUAGAGCGCCAGGCCAUCCUCCAGGUCCUGUACCGAGACCAGGCUGUCCAGGAUGCGGAAGAGGAGAGGAUUCGGAAACUGAAGACGCACCUGCAGCAGCUCCGGUGGAGAGGGCCGAAGAGCUCGAGCCAGGAGCGCACAGAGAAAUCCUGUGCACGUUGCCAGCAGGCGCUGGGGCUCCUGCUGCACCGGGGGGCCGUUUGCCGGGGCUGCAGUCACCGCGUGUGCUCCGCGUGCCGCGUGUUCCUGAGGGGGACCCACGCCUGGAAGUGCACUGUGUGCUUCGAGGACAGAAAUGUGAAAAUAAAAACUGGAGAAUGGUUCUUUGAGGAGCGAGCCAAGAAAUUUCCAACUGAAGGCAAACAUGAGACUACUGGAGCAAAGCUCUUGCAAUCUUAUCAGAAACUGAGCAACAUUUCUGUGGUUCCUCCUACGCCCCCUCCUCUCAGUGAGAGCCAGUGCAGCCGGAGCCCUGGAAGGUUACAGGAACUUGGUCAGUUUAAAGGAUUUAAUAAGUCCGUGGAAAAUUUGUUUCUGUCUGUUGCCACCCACAUGAAAAAGCUGUCCAAGUCCCAGAAUGACAUGACUUCUGAGAGGCAUCUUCUAGCCACGGGCCCCAGGCAGUGUUCGGGCCGGACAGAGAGAAGGAGCCAGUCUGACACUGCUGUCAACGUCACCACCAGGAAGGUGAGUGCACCAGAUAUUCUGAAACCUCUCAAUCAAGAGGAGCCCAAACGUUCUACCAACCCUGCUUUGAAGCAAGAGACUCACUCAUCCAGUCCAACACCCAGUGCAUUAUUCUCAGAAGGCGCGAGACAUGGAAGUUUAAUUAGCAUUAACAGCACUUGUACAGAGAUGGACAAUUUUGACAACGCAAAUGUCACUGGAGAAAUAGAAUUUGCCAUUCGUUAUUGCUUCACAACCCAUUCUUUAGAAAUAUGCAUCAAGGCCUGCAAGAACCUUGCCUAUGGAGAGGAAAAAAAGAAAAAAUGCAAUCCGUAUGUGAAGACUUACCUGCUACCUGACAGAUCCUCACAGGGAAAACGCAAGACUGGCGUCCAAAGGAACACAGUGGACCCAACCUUUCAGGAGACCUUGAAGUAUCAGAUGGCCCCUGCCCAGCUGGUGACCCGGAGGCUGCAGGUCUCGGUGUGGCACCUGGGCACGCUGGCCCGGAGAGUGUUUCUUGGAGAAGUGAUCAUUCCUCUGGCCACGUGGGACUUUGAAGACAGCGCAACACAGUCCUUCCGCUGGUACCCGCUCUGGGCCAAGGCAGGGAAAUACGAAGACAGCGUUCCUCAGAAUAAUGGAGAAAUUGUAGUCCGGGCUAAAUUGGUCCUCCCUGCUGGGCCCAGGAAACUCCAGGAGGAUCAGGAAGGAACAGGAGAUCAGCCUUCACUUAAUGGUCAACUCUGCUUGGUAGUGCUGGGAGCCAAGGAUCUACCUGUGCGGUCAGAUGGCACCCUAAACUCAUUCGUUAAGGGCUGUCUCAGUCUGCCCGACCAGCAAAAACUGAGACUGAAGUCCCCAGUCCUGAAGAAGCAAGCGUGUCCCCAGUGGAAACAUUCCUUUGUCUUCAGUGGUGUGACUUUGUCUCAGCUGAGGCAGUCAAGCCUGGAAUUAACAGUCUGGGACCAGGCCAUCUUUGGCAUGAAUGACCGCCUGCUGGGGGGAGCCAGACUUGGUUCAAUGCGGGAUGCAGCUGGCGAUGGGGACACGUGCUCACAAUCAAGUCUUCAAUGGCAGAAGGUCCUUUCCAGCCCCAAUGUAUGGACAGACAUGACACUCCUCCUGCACUGA